This is a messenger RNA of Tilletiaria anomala UBC 951, 4080 nucleotides long. RefSeq lists its product as uncharacterized. Bases 247 to 3804 code for a protein of 1185 amino acids. The transcript has 4 exons. The record is from RefSeq and is a predicted model, not a curated record. Lineage: Eukaryota; Fungi; Basidiomycota; Exobasidiomycetes; Georgefischeriales; Tilletiariaceae.
GGCAGAUAACUUGGUUCGAACGACGUAGCAGCUGGUAGAGGCUGACAACAUCCGCUGCGUACGCCUCUGAAGUGCCGUUUCGCAAUCAGCUCGUGGUGCUCGCAGCGAGUCGGAUGCUCGCUGGUGUUGGAUUGAUCGCGUCGCCAACUUUUGCGGUUUGUGACGCGACAUCGGCACAAUAGAUAUACGCCAAAAGCAAAGCACACCAGCUCACACAUAGGUCUGGCGCAACCUUUCCUUUGUUGCAUGCACCUAGAAGACUCUCGGGAGAGCCAGCUGUCAUCCGUGCAGCCUUGGUCGAUCCGCAGUGCAGCUCGGUUACCAGCAUAUUCUCAUUCCAUUGGCGACCGAGCCCUUCGAGCCAAUAUCAUGUCGCGUCGAUCAGCACGCACACGCACUUCAACAGGAGCCACUACAUCUCCGGCACGCUCAUCACCACCGAUGGAUGUUUUAGUACAGGCGAAUGGUGCGUCGCAAAGCGUUGCUGCCAGUACCAAUGCGGCUGGUGAUGAAAAUGGUCAAGGCGGGACUGGAGCUGAAGUGGAGACGCGAGUGGGAAGCAAGCGCAAACGCCCGUCGAGUCCGGAAACAAGAACGUCGGCAGGAGCUGAUCCAGGGACAGCGGAAACAGCGGUGGUAAAGUCAGCAGCAACAGCAGCAUCGCCCACAACACGCCGCGGUCCUGUCUGUCCACAAGUCCCCGCCAGUCCCGCAUCCACUGCAAGCAUGACUGCUGCGACAGCAGCUGCAUUCGGCGCUGCAGCCGCAGCAGCAGCCGCUGAGAAAUUGAAGGGCAGCGCAAAUGUACGGGUGCAAUUACAACCUCCAAUGUUCUCGCCUGGACAUGUUCCCGGCCCUGCAGCAACUUCAGUAGCAAUGACUGUCGUUCCAUCAAGCCAAGAGCUCACCGGCGAAGAGGAGUCUGUGCCCAGCCUGCAGGCACUGGACGCGUGUAAACCAAAUAAGUUGCUGCGAAACUAUGCGCUCUCAAAAGAACUGGAUGCAAGGGAAGGGAGAGUCAAAGAUAAAGACGAAGACGGAGAUGCGUCUCUCUUGGCUGAUGGUGGCGAUGCGACCCCCCAUGCCAAGCACGUACCACAGGCGCUCGUCAUUAAAAGUCAGCCGCAUGAUAAGGAUGACCUGCUGCUCAGAAGUGAGGACGCUUGGAAGCUCAAGGUAGUCUUUGAAAAGCUCGAACGCGAGCUCCGCACUGACGUGCUGCACAUGCACAUACCCGGCACACUCGAAGAGCCAGAUCAUGAGCAUGAGCACGAACAGGAGCACGAUAGCGAAGACCAAAUGGAGCAUGACACUGAGGCGGGUGAUGACGGCGCCUCUGCUUCCGCGUCCCCCACGGGGCGCGCUUCCCGAGGGCGUGGGCGAUGGGGCCGCCGGGGCAAGCGCGGCUCACGCUGGACCACACGCAAGCAGCAUGUCAAAUCCCGGAUACAGCAACAGUCGCACCCCGAGCAGCCGGGGCACCAAGAGUCUCAGGACGCGUCCGAGGCUCAGGCGGAAGGCGAUGAGCAGGACGAGCGCGCCCGCAAUGGGACAGAUGCCAUUGAUCCAUUGCCAGUGCCUCGCUUCGAGCUAGGCCUGCCUUUCAGCAGCAUUGAGGAAGCCCUCAGUAGGGCUGUCAAUGCGGCCGAGCCGGGCACAAGACUGUCCGACCUCAACGAUGCAUCGCGGGCCGCAGCGGCGCAAAUCCGGCAUGACCAGAGUAGCGCGAAGCUCGCACGUGCCGCAAAGAGUUCCGCUAAAAUGGACGUGGCGCUUACAUUAGAGGCAUUCCAGCAGCGUCGAAAGGAGGACGAGCAGGAGCAACGGCGUGCGAGCUCACUCAGCGUCCUUUGCGUGCUCGAUUCUUUCAUCCAUCAACUUGGCCGGCGCUAUCGCACUACAGAGCCGCGCCCAUUCGCAGGCAGAGAGGGGGAGGAAACUAUUGUCGCUCUGGAAACGCCAGGGAUGGCAGUUGUGCCCCAAAUGACACCGGCGAGCGAUAUCAAAAUUGAACCAGGCAUAGUCGGCCAACUUUCGAAGAGAGAGAAGGAUGUGGAAGAUCUGCUCCUUUCGCUUGCCAAGGAAGAUGCCCUUAGUAGAGCAAAACAUGAAUCGACGCACGCCGACGAAAACCCCAAAACAAGAAAUACGCCUCGGUAUGCGCAAUACGCACUGCACAUGCGUCUAACGGGUGGGGAUUACUUCACCAAUGCACGCUUCCUGGAAGAAGAGGAUGCACUUGCGCUUGAAACGGGCGAAGCGGAUCUUGUACACGUGCAGCCGACCAGUCUGGGCAGCAAGAGCAACGGCAGGAGCGUCCCGACACUGGGUGAGCGCGUGCUUCGGAAUGCCAGCUUGCGCCCCCCCGUGCCGUCUGCGGACGAGAUCCGCGCGAGGAGAGAGCAGAGGGUCGUCGGUCCCACGCACCUCUACUAUGGGCCAUGCGCUUCCUUUGCGCCCUCAUACGACACGACGAAUGCGACGCUCAGCUUUGGUGGGAGCAUUACCGCCCGUCUUGCUAAGAAGGAUCCGCGCACGCUCGAGCUUGGCCGGAAAUGGGUCCGGCCAAACCCUCAAGAUCUCUUGAAUCAGUUUGAAGAGCUGGAGGACGAUGGGGACGAGGCGAGCGAAGAACAGGAGGUGCAAGGGGAUGUUCGAAUGGGUAAAGAGCCAGCACCCAUAGCGGCCGGGGUAGGCCUGCCACUCCCACCACCGCCACCGCCAAAUGAGCUGUCUAGCGACGCGGUGGAGAAGCUGGGGGACAUCUUUGAUCCGGACGCUUUGCGAGCUGCUUAUGCGCAAGCGGUUUUCCAGCAAAGAGUGGAGGAGAAGCUGCGGGCCAAUAUGGCUCUCAUCGGCAAACUGCAGGAAAUGCAAUGGGAGCGAUUGCGCGCUCACGAAAAAGAGUUCUGGCGAGAUCCGCUUCUGAGAAAUACAGAGCAAUACUUGCAAGCGGAUGGAAGGGAGUCAGCGUUAGCACACGACCUGCUCGAGUCCCUCGCGGAGCUGCUUGGAAUGCGACCACACACGCUGGGCAAGGGCAAAGCGCGCAAUGCUCUCCCCAAACGCAAGACAUUCGCAGCCGCAGUCCAUUCGAAUGCGAUCGAUCCUGCGUUGCUUGACGACAAUGUCGACUCUGGCUAUUGGGGUACCAUGGCAUCGGCGACGCACCGCAAAAUGCCACGGGUGAUCAAGGAUCAGGAAACUGCGCGACAAGCUGAGUCUUCAGAAGCACAUUACCGUCACAAGUACGCAGUGCGAGCUGCCGGCGUUCGACCGAGCAGUAAGGGUUUGCUCACUGAAGUCGCUGCGGCGCGCAACUACGUGGGUAAGACGGUUGAGGAAGAUAUGCCCCUCCCCCCGAUUCCGAGAGCUGCAUCCCAAGUCCAGAGCACGGUACCGAGCCAAGGCACAGCAAGACCGAAUCCGCACCCGCAGCAGCAAGACAAAGGCAUGCCUGGUCCGACAGGCUCUGCGUAUCGUGGACCGCCUUACAACAGCACUUCGAUGGGGAUACGCGGCCCGCCGGCAGGAGGCGUAUCAAUGAAUGGCCGUGUUCUGCCAGGCACCUCACCAGGCGUACACACGCCCAUGAGUGGCCAUGUGCGCCCAUCGCUGCAAGUCGGUACCCCACACUAUCUGCUACAGCACGGGCCGUACAACGGCCCAUCCCAAGGCAUGAACCCUUUUGCAGGUGCUCUAUCCAACCCUCAUCCGAGCUACGUAGGCCCGACACUACCUAAUCUGCCAAAUGGUGCGCUCCGACAACAGUCUUACUAUGGUAUGGCCCACGCUCGUCGCUAAUCGCCAUCGACUCUGAGGCAUCAAAAUUUUCUCCACUUGCACUGCCUUAUUUGUCAGGAAAAGAUUCAAUAAGACAGACUUUUGACGGCGCACAGUUUACGAAGAUGCGAAUGCUGAGAAUGCAAAUACAUUAGACUCGUCACGCAUACACGAAAUUGUACCGCGACAGCAGGUGCGGUAUCGCAGCCAAUUGAGGACCGUAUCGCUGUGAGUUAUCAUAUAGCUCGAAAAGCGGGACGGCGAGCAGCUUCAUGUUCUUUGGCACUGCCAGAAUUU